GGAUUCCCCCGCGAGGGGGCUGGGAAGGAGUGGCCGCCCAAGUGCGCAGGCGCGAAGGUGGACCCGUGUGCAGGCGAAGCGAAGGCAAGCAGGCAGGUUGCACGGUGCUACGAUGAAGGAUUCCUUGACUGUCUUGUCUCGCAUCCCGGCGCACCCAGAUUCCCGAUGCUGGUUUCUAGCUUGGAAUCGUACUGGGACGCUUCUGGCUUCCUGUGGCGGGGACCGGAGCAUCCGCAUAUGGGGGAAAGAAGGGGAAGCCUGGGCGUGCAAGUCUGUGCUGGGUGAGGGGCACCAGAGGACUAUCCGCAAGGUGGCCUGGUCCCCUUGUGGAAACUACCUGGCUUCGGCCAGUUUCGAUGCCACCACCUGCAUCUGGAAGAAGAAUCAAGAAGAUUUCGAGUGUGUUGCCACUCUGGAGGGCCACGAGAACGAGGUGAAGUCUGUCGCCUGGGCCCCUUCUGGGAACCUCCUGGCCACCUGCAGCCGAGACAAGAGCGUCUGGGUUUGGGAAGUAGACGAAGAGGACGAGUACGAGUGCAUGAGCGUCUUGAAUUCCCACACACAAGACGUCAAGCAUGUGGUCUGGCAUCCCAAUCAGGAGCUGCUGGCCUCCGCCAGUUAUGACGACACCGUGAAGCUGUACCGGGAGGAGGAGGACGACUGGGUUUGCUUCUCCACCCUGGAGGGCCACGAGUCGACGGUGUGGAGCCUGGCUUUCGACCAGAGCGGGGAGCGCCUGGCCUCCUGCAGCGACGACAAGACCGUGCGCAUUUGGCGCCAGUACAAGCCCGGCAAUGAGCAAGGUGUGGUCUGCAGUGGCACAGACCCUACCUGGAAAUGCAUCUGCACUCUUUCGGGCUCCCACACGAGGACCAUCUACGAUGUGGCAUGGUGCCACCUGACGGGAGCUUUAGCAACUGCCUGCGGCGAUGACGCCAUCCGCGUUUUUGAGGAGGACCCCCACUCGGAUCCCCACCAGCCCAUCUUCAGCCUGACAGCCCACGUGGCCCGGGCCCACUCCCAGGACGUGAACUGCGUCGCCUGGAACCCCAAGGAGCCUGGCCUGAUGGCUUCGUGCAGCGAUGACGGAGAGAUGGCCUUCUGGAAGUACCAGCGGCCCGAGGUUUGCUGACACACUCGGCCUAUAAAGUACUAGCACUGGAACAGUGGCGCCCACCCGGAGGGGGUGGGUGGGCGUGCGCUGGGUUGCACCCCUUCCAGAGAAGCCAAUGAAUAGGUGGAAGACAUGCUUGCUGUGCAAACCUUGUCCACAUGUCCAGAUUUAAUAUCUCGGGGGAAAAGAUGCUGGCUCUCGUUAAGCAGGGGAAGCUGGUUCUUCCGUAAAGAUUCAUCAUCAUACUCAGCACCCCACACUACGCAUGCCAGUGGGAUAAUUCUUGUCUUUCUCUGGGUAAAGAAAACACUUCACCUGUGGAAACUUGUGUUUAUGUGACCGGGAGAAUGAAGAGACAAGCCGUACCGCUCGUGCUUUUGACUUUCAAGAUGUAGGCAGGCGUGGGCCCGGCGGGCAGUUGCUGGUUUGCAAUAUUAUAUGUAAAACCAUAAAAAAUGUUGGAUGUUC
Messenger RNA from Pogona vitticeps (central bearded dragon), 1582 nucleotides. It is a transcript of the gene CIAO1, whose product is annotated as cytosolic iron-sulfur assembly component 1. NCBI's taxonomy places the organism in Eukaryota, Metazoa, Chordata, Lepidosauria, Squamata, Agamidae. Gene Ontology annotation, cellular component: cytosolic [4Fe-4S] assembly targeting complex. Gene Ontology annotation, molecular function: protein binding. The record is from RefSeq and is a predicted model, not a curated record. Gene Ontology annotation, biological process: iron-sulfur cluster assembly.